AUGGACACUAUUCUCUUGAAGCUAGCUUUCCAGACAUCUAUUUACAUUCUUUGGAAGAAGAGGAAUUCAAGGAGGCAUGGAGGAUUGUGUGCAUUAGUGGAAGCGACGAGUAAGGCUAUUGGGAAGGUAAUCAAAAACCGCAUCUCUUCUCUCAAGUAUAGGGGCAAACAAGCUUGA
This is a messenger RNA of Eruca vesicaria subsp. sativa (arugula), 177 nucleotides long. The record is from the annotation of a GenBank genome assembly. Lineage: Eukaryota; Viridiplantae; Streptophyta; Magnoliopsida; Brassicales; Brassicaceae.